AUGGGCUCAAUCGAUAAUUCUAUAGACGCGAACGCCGUCGCUGGACGACGGACCGCUAAGGCUUGGUGGAAAGAGUCCUCGGUGUACCAAAUUUACCCAGCUUCUUUCAAGGAUAGUAAUGGCGACGGCGUGGGUGAUAUUCCCGGAAUCACCUCCAAGUUGGACUACAUCCACAAACUCGGCGUGGAUAUUGUCUGGCUUAGUCCCGUAUUUAAAUCACCCCAGGUCGACAUGGGUUACGAUAUUUCGGACUACUACAGUAUUCACGCGCCAUACGGCACUGUCGAGGAUGUCGACGAUUUGAUCCUAAAGCUUCAUGAGCGGAAAAUGAAACUUGUGAUGGACCUCGUCGUCAACCACACAUCCGACCAGCACGAAUGGUUCCGCGAGGCCCGUUCCUCGGUAGACAGUCCUUACCGCGAUUGGUAUAUCUGGAAGAAACCAGUGUUUGGCGCCGAUGGCAAGCGUCAGCCGCCAAACAACUGGGUGUCCUACUUUGGAGGCAGCGCCUGGGAGUUCGAUGAAGCGUCUGGAGAGUACUAUCUCCACCUUUUUGCCACAGAACAACCCGACCUGAAUUGGGAGAAUCCCAAAGUCCGAGACGCUGUACACAAGAUUAUUCGGUUCUGGUUGGACAAAGGUGUAGACGGAUUCCGAAUGGAUGUCAUCAACUUCAUCAGCAAGGACCCGUUGUUGCCAAAUGCGCCGAUCAGCAACCCAGAUUCUGAGUGGCAAAGUGGUGCACAGUACUAUGCCUGCGGUCCAAAGCUGCAUGAAUAUCUGCGGGACAUUGGAAGCAUUCUGAAAGAAUAUGACGCAUUUUCCGUCGGCGAAAUGCCUGAAGUCAACGACGUGAAGGAAAUCCUGAACGCCGUAGGAUACGACCGUGGUGAACUGAACAUGAUAUUCCACUUCGAAAUCGUUUCACUGGACCACGGACCAGGAGGUAAGUUUACCAGCGGUAAUUGGGAAAUGCAAGAUCUCAAAGCCAUCGUGUCAAAGUGGCAAACAUUCAUGCACCAAAACAAUGGAUGGAACGCAUUGUAUCUCGAGAAUCACGACCAGCCGCGGACAGUUUCCCGGUUCGCGUCUGACAAACUUGAAGACCGGACUCUGUCCGCGAAGAUGCUGGCCACUUUCUUGGGCUUCCAGAGCGGUACUGUUUUCAUUUACCAGGGCCAGGAGCUCGGCAUGCCUAAUGUGCCAAAUGGAUGGGCGAUUGAGAAGUACCAGGAUAUCGAAACACUGAACCAUUGGCAAGAAAUUGUAUCCACGAAGCCGGAAGAUAAUGAUCUGCACUCCACUAGUCUUGCCGAAUAUCGGAAGAAAUCGAGAGAUAAUGGCCGGACUCCCAUGCAAUGGGACGCCUCUACUUACGCCGGCUUCUCCGAUGCCAAGCCUUGGAUCUCCGUGCACGAUGAUUAUCCAGUCUGGAAUGCGUCGAUCCAGGUGGAUGAUCAGCAGAGUGUAUAUCACUACUGGUCGAAUGUUCUGCGCUUGAGAAAGGAAUUCCCCGAUGUUCUAGUAUACGGAUCGUUCGAGCUCAUUUCCCCUGAGAACCCUGACGUGUUUGCCUACACUCGCACCUCCGAGACCGGCAGCCUUGCGCUUGCAGUGAUCAACUUCCGGGCUAGCGAGAUAUCGUGGACCAUUCCGGAACAGGUCAAGAAACUAUGGUCCUCCGGGUCGAUUGCUCUGUCCAACUAUCCCCAGAACAAACGAUCUGUGGUGGAUAGUGACAUUGCCCUUGCACCUUUCGAGGCAUUUUUGUGGUUGGCUUAA
Messenger RNA from Penicillium roqueforti, 1782 nucleotides. Its product is annotated as glycoside hydrolase family 13 protein. The transcript has 5 exons. The record is from RefSeq and is a predicted model, not a curated record. The coding region runs from base 1 to 1782 and encodes 593 amino acids. Gene Ontology annotation, biological process: oligosaccharide catabolic process. Lineage: Eukaryota; Fungi; Ascomycota; Eurotiomycetes; Eurotiales; Aspergillaceae. Gene Ontology annotation, molecular function: alpha-amylase activity.